This is a messenger RNA of Aricia agestis (brown argus), 2319 nucleotides long. RefSeq names its product histone deacetylase HDAC1 (gene HDAC1). NCBI's taxonomy places the organism in Eukaryota, Metazoa, Arthropoda, Insecta, Lepidoptera, Lycaenidae. The transcript is spliced from 11 exons. Gene Ontology annotation, molecular function: histone deacetylase activity. The record is from RefSeq and is a predicted model, not a curated record. The coding region runs from base 109 to 1572 and encodes 487 amino acids.
CCGUGUGUGGAGUGCGGAGUGCGUACCAAACAUAAUAUUAUAAAGCUAUAAUAAUUAUUGUGAAGUACUAUAGUAUUUUUGUAAUUUCAUAGCGGAUUACUUAUAACGAUGGCGAUGCAACCACAUAGCAAGAAAAGAGUGUGUUAUUAUUAUGAUAGUGAUAUUGGAAAUUAUUACUAUGGUCAAGGGCAUCCAAUGAAGCCUCAUCGUAUACGUAUGACACACAAUUUAUUGUUAAACUAUGGCUUGUACAGAAAGAUGGAAAUCUAUAGACCUCACAAAGCCACCGCUGAUGAGAUGACUAAAUUUCAUUCUGAUGAUUAUAUUCGUUUUCUGCGUUCCAUAAGACCAGAUAACAUGUCAGAGUACAAUAAACAAAUGCAGAGAUUUAAUGUUGGGGAAGAUUGCCCAGUAUUUGACGGUCUUUAUGAAUUUUGUCAAUUAUCUGCUGGAGGCUCAGUUGCAGCUGCAGUGAAACUAAACAAACAGGCAUCAGAAAUUUGUAUCAAUUGGGGUGGAGGUCUUCAUCAUGCCAAGAAAUCGGAGGCAUCCGGUUUUUGCUAUGUUAAUGACAUUGUUCUUGGUAUACUCGAGUUACUGAAGUACCACCAGCGAGUCCUGUACAUUGAUAUAGAUGUCCACCAUGGUGAUGGGGUGGAAGAAGCUUUUUAUACAACUGACAGAGUCAUGACGGUCUCCUUCCACAAGUACGGAGAAUAUUUCCCAGGAACAGGUGAUCUAAGAGAUAUUGGAGCUGGUAAAGGCAAAUAUUAUGCAGUGAACAUCCCUCUACGAGAUGGCAUGGAUGAUGAGUCAUAUGAAUCCAUCUUCGUUCCUAUUAUUUCCAAAGUAAUGGAAACAUUCCAACCAAGUGCCGUUGUACUGCAAUGUGGGGCAGAUUCCCUGACAGGUGACAGACUUGGUUGCUUCAAUUUAACAGUGAGAGGUCACGGUCGUUGUGUAGAACUAGUGAAACGAUUUGGUCUUCCAUUCCUACUUGUAGGUGGUGGAGGAUACACCAUUCGUAAUGUAUCACGAUGCUGGACAUAUGAAACAUCAGUUGCACUUGGCGUGGAAAUUGCUAAUGAACUGCCAUACAACGACUACUUUGAGUACUUCGGACCAGACUUUAAAUUACAUAUCUCACCAAGCAAUAUGUCUAAUCAGAACACACCAGAAUAUUUAGAAAAAAUCAAGAACAGACUCUUUGAAAAUCUACGUAUGCUCCCACAUGCACCUGGUGUACAGGUACAAGCUAUCCCAGAAGAUGCAGUUAAUGAUGAAUCUGAAGAUGAAGACAAAAUAGACAAAGAUGAAAGGCUACCCCAAAGUGAAAAGGAUAAGAGGAUAACUGGCGACGGUGAGCUGUCAGACUCAGAGGACGAGGGGGAGGGCGGUCGGCGCGACAACCGCUCGUACCGCACGCCGCACGCGCCGCAGCGCAAGCGGCCCCGCCUGGACAAGGAGCCGCAGCCGCUUAAAGACGAACUUAAAGGUGAAGAUAACAAGGAUGAUGUAAAAAAUUUAAGCAACAUGGAGGAACCAAAGAAGGAAAUUCCUCCUAAUGCCUGAUUCAAGAAGUAAACUGUGCCCAGGAAUUGGAACAUGCACCUUCCAGUGAAACCGAUCUGAACACAACCUAGUCUGGUCGAUAGUGUAAGUGCAAAUUUCAAGAAAGCCUGUUAAAGUUUAAUAAAUAUAAUUGUCCCAUUAAUCGUUAAUAAAAUAAUAGGCAUGAUAUUUUACGAAUACUAACAGGCUUUGGUGAAAUAAAGUGUACGCAAAGUAUGUUUUGUGUUUAAAAUAAUGUAAGUUUGGUAUAACCCGCCUAAAAGAGUAUUUUAAAAAUGACAUUGUGGUAAGUUCACUUUUGUAAUAAGAACUUUGAAUACUAUUCAGAUUGCUUAGCAUGGCCAUAUAAAGGGUUUCUUCAACUGUUCAUAUCUAUUUUAUUUACUUAGUUGAAAGAAACCUGAAAAGCGAUAAAUGGGUAAAGAAUUAAUUGUUAAAAAAAUUAAUUGUCAUUUUGCCCAUAAAAGGACAACUGACAAGAAAAACUAACAAGUUUUUCUUACACUUUCUCAUUUUUAUUAUCUAUUAUGGCCAUGCUAAGCCAGCAAGUAAGUUAAGAUUUUAUAAUCUUGAGCAUUUUUAAUAGAAAUCUUACUACUAGUAAUUUAAUGUGUAAUGUGUAGGAAUAAAUAGGUUCUGAUUAUUAUAAUCAGAAAAACUAAUAUUGGACAAUUAUAUUUUCUCACCUCUGGGCAGAAAACGUCAACUUUCGUAACACUGCGCUUACCGAUGUUGCCGUUAGCCACC